AUGCGCAAGGGAUUCAACAUGGCGAUCCGCACGCGAGUGUUUUGCCUCGAACCGUUCCCUGCGCGUCUGCACCCUUUGCACGUGGCGGUCAGCGAGUCCCAGUUCGCGCGGACCUUCUCGAGCAGCGGCGGCGCCACGCGCGCGUUGCUGUUGUCCUGCGGGCCGUCCACGAAAGCGUGCGUUCUGGUCUGCGCUCGCGCGGCGAGUGAGGACGAGGUUCCCGAGCGCGCGGGGAGAGUAAGAGGCGACGCGCUCGCCCUGUACGUCAGCAAAGCCUUCCUCCAGCACCACGGCGUGCAGGAAGACGCGCGAGGCACCGCGCGUCUCCUGCAGCCUCUGCCGCUGAGCAGGGUGGUCAUUGGCGCGCGCACGAGACCGAGCUUCAGGUGGGCGUGCUCGAGUCACUUUGCUGAUGCGCUGCACGUACUGGCGUCCUGUCGUGGGCAGACGCUGCUGGCGAGGCAGGGCGAUGCGUUGCUGCUGCCGUGCCACCCUCUGCUCGGCGAGGAUACCACACAGGUGCAUCAGUACCUGUCCGACUUAGUCGUGUUGGAGUGUGCACCCGUCACGCAGGGGGUAAUCACAGUGGAUACUUGCAUCGUGGUGUCGGACUGCAGGGAUCUUUGGCAAGGCGUCGUCAGCAGACCCACAAACGUGUCGUUCUACGUGUCAGAUUUUGCCCACUAUGCCAACAGCCUUGGGUCAGGCGGUUCUCUGCUGAGCAGUAAACUACUGGCCAACUCUGGGUUCACGGGUUUUCUUCAGGCUCUGGAAUGCAGGCUCGAUGUGCGCGUGGUUGACUUUGCCAGGCUUUGCAGGCAGGUCAUAUUCGGCGCGGGAGCGAGAUCCUGUACGGAGGUGGACGUGGACGGCACGGUUUUUGUGAGCAAGAGACUGCUGCUACAGCUGGGGUUGUUCAACGGCGAGUGGGUGUUCUCUGCCCUGGGUGCCUUUGUAGCAAAGGCUAAGAAGUCUUCAAGUACAGACGUGGCUCCAAGUCCCGUUGAUGUGGGAAACGGAAGAACCUCGAAGGUUCUGUGUCAGGCCAGAGGGGAAGCUCGGCUUGCCAAAAUCAUGGCGUUUGAGGUGGACACGCUUUCUGACAUGGAUGUAGGUGAUGAUGUAGGUUUCAUCUCGCCUGUGCACUGGUUCAACAUGUCUAAUGGAGAACCAGCACCUGUUGGGAGUAAGGCUGUCAAAAUAAAGAGAUGGAACAAGACACCAGUACAGACAGGGUUAAAACUGUCUGCAAGUGCAUGUUGUUCUGCUGCACCGUCCUAUGCUAAGGAACUACACCUUGAAGUUGUCAUAUCUCCAGACUACAUCUCCCAUGGACCCUUUGACAACAUUCUCUUCAAGCACUUUAGCACACCAAGACUUGUGCAACAGGGAUGCUUACUGGGAAUCCCAACACAAGGUCAUCCUGAACUUUUGGAGAACAGCUCGGUUGAAAUUACAAGGUGGCCUGUCUUGUAUUUUAAAGUAAAGCAGGUGAAGGGAUUUUCUGAGGAGGAGGAGGAUUGUGAAGAAGAAUCAUAUCUUGCAGACACAGACCACACCUCAUUGUAUAUGAGAGGUUCGACCAAUAGCAUGGCACCGUGCUGCAUCUCAGAGGUGGGCACAUCUUUCUGGUCGAGCCUGUGCCCUCCUGGCUUCUCUGACCCCAUAGAGCAGCUUGUCACCAUCAUGCAACCCCACCUCACUGACAGAGGUGCUACUCUGAAGCGAGGCUGUUCAGUUCUGCUCGUGGGUCCCGGCGGGAGCGGAAAGGCUAUGGUGGUUGGAGCCGUGUGUCGGAGAUUACACCUGCAUCUGCUCAAGGUGGACUGUGUGAGCCUCUGUGGAGACACAGCAGCUGCCUGCGAGUCCAAAAUGGCAGCAGCUUUCCACCGAGCUGAACAGCAUGGCCCAUGCGUGCUGUUGCUAAGGAACCUGCAGUUACUUGGCCAGCGACGGGAUGGAACUGAGAUGGAGUCCAGGGUUGUUUCUGCCCUUCGCCAGCUCAUAGCUGAUGUCCACUCAAGUGUAAUCGUGGUUGGGUCUGUUCCUGGCCAGCAGGAUUUGUCCUCAAAUGUGGUACCAGCCUUUGUGCACCAGGUGGCAAUAGAGAGUCACUCAGAGGAGCAGAGAAAAGCCAUGCUAGCCGGCCUCAGUGAAGACCUCCCUCUUGGAAAAGACGUCAGCCUAGCCAAGAUCGCUAAACAGACAGCGGGUUUCCUCUUGGGGGAUUUCUGUGCAUUACUCACCAGUGCGGGGAAAGCAGCUCAUCGACGUCUGCUUAUGAUUUAUUAUCCCCAUGGAGCCUAUCCCCAGGAUGAAGAAGACCUGUGUGCGUGUGGGGUGACCAUCACGGCGUCGGAUUUCACUGCAGCGCUGGAGACCCUACAGAAAAGACACUCCAAGGCCAUUGGAGCACCAGAGAUCCCGUCGGUGAGGUGGCAGGACGUGGGCGGUCUGCAGCAGGUGAAGAAGGACAUCCUGGACACCAUCCAGCUCCCUCUGGAGCGUCCUGAGCUGCUCUCCGCGGGCCUGCGCCGCUCUGGGCUGCUGCUCUAUGGGCCGCCCGGCACAGGCAAAACGUUGCUGGCUAAAGCUGUGGCCACAGAAUGCUCCAUGACCUUCCUCAGUGUGAAAGGUCCCGAGCUCAUUAACAUGUAUGUAGGUCAGAGUGAGGAGAACAUCAGAGAGGUGUUCCGCAAGGCCAGGGUGGCAGCUCCAUGCAUAAUCUUCUUCGACGAGCUGGACUCUUUGGCUCCCAACCGAGGCCGCAGCGGCGACUCAGGGGGAGUGAUGGACAGGGUUGUAUCCCAACUUUUGGCUGAGCUCGACGGGCUGCAUAGUUCCGGUGACGUCUUCGUGAUCGGAGCAACCAACCGACCGGACUUACUAGACCAGUCCUUGCUCAGGCCUGGCAGGUUCGACAGGCUGGUCUACGUCGGCAUCGGUGAAGACCGCGAAUCCCAGCUGCAGAUUCUCAGGGCCAUAGUGAGAAAGUUUAAGGUUGAGCCAGGGGUCAGCCUAUCGGAGAUAGUGGACCGGUGUCCUCUGCACCUCACAGGAGCAGAUCUCUACGCACUCUGCUCCGAUGCCAUGACGUCUGCUGUCAAGAGGAAGAUCUUGCUCAUCAGUGAAGGUCUGGACUCUGAGGACAGUGAGCUCACCCUGUGUGCUGAGGACUUCAGUUAUGCUCUGGACAUCCUGCAGCCAUCUGUGUCUGAGCAGGAGCUGCAAAAGUACAAACUCAUCCAGCAGAAAUUCACCGCAAAGUAACGUCUGAUUCUUUACACUUCAAGCAAGAGUCCUCAGUCUUUGAGUGGCAUUGUUCUUGGUCAGCACUGUCCACACCUGACCUUUCGGACAUGCGAC
Electrophorus electricus (electric eel) is the source of this 3366-nucleotide messenger RNA. It is a transcript of the gene pex6, whose product is annotated as peroxisomal biogenesis factor 6. Gene Ontology annotation, molecular function: ATP hydrolysis activity; ATP binding. Gene Ontology annotation, biological process: protein import into peroxisome matrix. Lineage: Eukaryota; Metazoa; Chordata; Actinopteri; Gymnotiformes; Gymnotidae. The record is from RefSeq and is a predicted model, not a curated record. Gene Ontology annotation, cellular component: cytosol; peroxisomal membrane.